Messenger RNA from Vombatus ursinus (common wombat), 2059 nucleotides. RefSeq names its product tetratricopeptide repeat domain 25 (gene ODAD4). Gene Ontology annotation, cellular component: cytoplasm. Bases 80 to 1861 code for a protein of 593 amino acids. The record is from RefSeq and is a predicted model, not a curated record. Lineage: Eukaryota; Metazoa; Chordata; Mammalia; Diprotodontia; Vombatidae. Gene Ontology annotation, molecular function: protein binding. The transcript has 12 exons.
ACUGGCUGGUUCCCUAAAGGUUCCUGAACGCUCCAUUCUUCCUUUCCCACGGGGUGCUUGGUCCUGAAAGCAGCCUGUCAUGUCGGACUUCGAGCUUGAGGAUCUCCGGAGCACCUUCCCCUCUUACAUGGCGGAGGGAGAGCGGCUAUACUUAUGCGGGGAAUAUCAAAAGGCGGCUCUGAGCUUCACCAAAGCUCUUCGCCUUCAGGAGGGUGACCGAAACUGCCUGGUUGCUCGGUCUAAGUGCUAUCUGAAGUUAGGAGAUUUGGAGAAUUCCCUGAAAGAUGUUGAGGAAUCUCUCAAAAACGACCAAACUUUCUGCAAGGGAAUUUUCCAAAAGGCUGAAACCCUGUAUACUAUGGGAGACUUUGAGUUUGCUUUGGUGUACUAUCACAGAGGCUACAAGCUGCGGCCUGAGCGGGAAUUCAAAGUCGGGAUUCAGAAAGCUCAGGAAGCCAUUAACAACUCAGUAGGAAGUCCUUCUUCGGUUAAGUUGAAGAACAAAGGGGACCUCUUCUUCUUAAGCAAGCAGGCAGAGAGUAUGAAAGCCCAACAGAAGACUCCCGUGAGGCAACUCUGGAAGGACACCAAGGCAGAAAGUAAACGGAAGAACUCAUUGAAGAGCGAGAAGACUGUUCGACAGCUACUAGGAGAGCUUUAUGUGGACAAGGAAUAUCUGGAAAAGCUCCUUAAGGAUGAAGACCUGAUCAAAGGCACUAUCAAGCGUGGAAUGACUGUGGAAGAUUUGAUCAUGACUGGCAUCAAUUACCUAGAUACCCGGACUGACUUCUGGAGGCAGCAGAAGCCAAUCUAUGCUCGGGAGCGAGACCGGAAGCUUAUGCAAGAGAAGUGGGUGCGAGAUCGGAAGCUCCGCCCCUCCGAGACUGCCCGCUAUAUUCUCAAGAGCCUGGAGGAAAUUGACAUGUUACUCACUAGUGGCAGUGCUGAGGGGAGCUGCCAGAAAGUUGAGAAAGUGCUGAAGAAGGUGAUGGAGUGGGACAAGGAAAAAGUGCCCAACAAAGAUGAACUGCUUGGCAAUUUGUACAGCUGCAUUGGGAAUGCGCAGAUUGAAAUGGGGCACAUGGCAGCUGCAUUGCAAAGCCACCGGAAGGACUUGGAGAUUGCCCGGGAUUACGAACUGCCUGAUGCCAAAUCUCGAGCCCUGGAUAACAUUGGCAGGGUCUUUGCAAGAGUUGGGAAAUUCCAGCAAGCCAUCGACACGUGGGAGGAGAAGAUCCCUCUAGCAAAAACCAGCCUGGAGAAGACCUGGCUGUUCCAUGAGAUCGGCCGCUGCUACCUGGAACUCAACCGGCCUUGGGAAGCUCAGGAGUAUGGGGAGAAGUCUCAGGCAUGCGCUGAAGAGGAGGGUGAUGUUGAGUGGCAACUCAAUGCAAGUGUUCUGGUGGCCCAGGCACAAGUUAAGUUGAAAGACUACGAGGCUGCCGUGAGCAACUUUGAGAAAGCCUUGGAGAGGGCAAAGCUUGUUCACAACGAUGAGGCCCAGAAUGCCAUCAUCAGUGCUUUGGAUGACGCCAAUAAGGGCAUCAUUGAAGAACUGAGAGCGACUCGAGGCUCUGACAGUGGCAAAGACAAGAAAGACAAAGAUGAAAUAUAUGAGGAUCCUGAGGUUGGAAAAAAUGAGAAAAAAGAAAAGGGGGACAUGGAUGACUCAGACACAGAGAGGGGUGGGAAAGAAGGAAAGAAGGUAAAAAUAAAAGAUGAUAUAAAAAGAGAGAAUGAGGACCAGAGUGGGAAAAAUCAAGGGAUGAAGAGGGAGGAAAUUGAACCAGAGGAGGAGGAAGAGGAAGAAGAGGAGGAGGAAGAGAGGGAAGAAGAAACAGAAGGUGAAAAUGCUGAAUAAGAUGAGUAGGAUGCACUCCAUUUCUGAGUGUUGGGGCUUGGAAGGAAACAUUCUGGAUCCUAGGGACUCACUUCUAAAUGGAUUGUAACUUAAAGAUGAGCAUUUUAAAGGAAAAGGAGGAUUAUGUGAAGCUGAGGACUGCUUUCCACAGGCUAAACUCUUCUGCCUUUCAUUUAUUACUCUUCAAAUACAUAUUUU